Myodes glareolus (Bank vole) is the source of this 2568-nucleotide messenger RNA. RefSeq names its product paired box 9 (gene Pax9). NCBI's taxonomy places the organism in Eukaryota, Metazoa, Chordata, Mammalia, Rodentia, Cricetidae. Gene Ontology annotation, molecular function: RNA polymerase II cis-regulatory region sequence-specific DNA binding; DNA-binding transcription factor activity, RNA polymerase II-specific. Gene Ontology annotation, biological process: regulation of transcription by RNA polymerase II; anatomical structure development. The record is from RefSeq and is a predicted model, not a curated record.
GCUGCUUAGAUUGAAAUGCAGAACUCAAGCCUCUUUCUGCCCGGCACAGACUUCCUUUUACUCUUUCCUUUGGCACUCUCGUCGCCUCCUCCUGGGAAGAAGCCGAGGCACCCGCGGUUUGGAGCAGCGACAGGUCGGCCUAGUGAGAGCGAGAGAAAAGUUUCUUUCUGGGAGUGCGGAACUGGGGCCGGGUUGGUGUACUGCUCGGAGCAAUGGAGCCAGCCUUCGGAGAGGUGAACCAGUUGGGAGGAGUGUUCGUGAACGGAAGGCCGCUGCCCAACGCCAUUCGGCUUCGCAUCGUGGAAUUAGCCCAACUGGGCAUCCGACCUUGUGACAUCAGCCGCCAGCUACGGGUCUCGCACGGCUGCGUCAGCAAGAUCCUGGCGCGCUACAACGAGACGGGCUCGAUUUUGCCCGGAGCCAUCGGGGGCAGCAAACCCCGGGUCACCACUCCCACUGUGGUGAAACACAUCCGGACUUACAAGCAGAGGGACCCGGGCAUCUUCGCUUGGGAGAUCCGGGACCGCCUGCUGGCGGACGGCGUGUGCGACAAGUACAACGUGCCCUCGGUGAGUUCCAUCAGCCGGAUUCUGCGCAACAAGAUCGGCAACUUGGCCCAGCAGGCUCAUUACGACUCGUACAAGCAGCACCAGCCUGCGCCUCAGCCCGCGCUACCCUACAACCACAUCUACUCGUACCCCAGUCCCAUCGCAGCGACCGCUGCUAAGGUGCCUACACCACCCGGGGUGCCGGCCAUCCCCGGUUCAGUGGCCAUGCCGCGCACCUGGCCCUCCUCUCACUCUGUCACCGACAUCCUGGGCAUCCGCUCUAUCACCGACCAAGGAGUGAGCGACAGCUCCCCCUACCACAGCCCCAAGGUGGAGGAGUGGAGCAGCCUGGGCCGCAACAACUUCCCGGCCGCGGCCCCUCACGCAGUGAAUGGACUGGAGAAGGGAGCCUUGGAGCAGGAGGCCAAGUACGGGCAGGCACCAAAUGGCCUCCCAGCUGUGAGCAGUUUUGUAUCAGCAUCCAGCAUGGCUCCUUACCCUACUCCAGCUCAAGUGUCACCUUACAUGACCUACAGUGCUGCUCCUUCAGGUUAUGUGGCUGGACAUGGGUGGCAACAUGCCGGCAGCACUCCUCUGUCCCCCCACAACUGUGACAUUCCCGCAUCGCUGGCUUUCAAGGGAAUGCAGGCAGCCAGAGAAGGUAGCCACUCGGUGGCGGCUUCUGCACUCUGAUGGGAACUUCUAUUUCCAGCCGCUUCACUUUGGUCUCCUCUCUCAGCAAAUCCACCCCCUCUUCACACCCCACCCCUCCAGUGGUCCAGCCCGCCUGCCUCAAGAGCUGGCUUUAUGGAUUCAUAAGCUCUGUGCUGAUGACACUUAGAUAUUUCCUGUCGUAACUUCUUUCUUUUUUGCAGGAAACCUGGCGUGACUUUAGGAUUAAAAAAAAAAAAAAAGCAACUCUAAAGAUCGAAUGAGACAUUUUUGUUGCCCGCCAAUUGCGUUAGCAAAGUGAAGAAACCUGUACCCCUCAAAGGGCUUAUGGGACUUUACAGACCUACCUGUCUUUGGUAAAACCACACAUGUAUAUUUAUUCUAAAUCAACCUGAACUUUUGAAACGUGCAAUUGUUGAGAUUUUGCAAAAUCAAUAAAGGAAAACAGACGUAGAAAAAAAUAAGCUAUGUGAUACCCUUUAAUCAAAUAAUGUGACCAGAUAAUCCUUAAUUCACCAUUAGGAAACCAAUCAAUAACUGACUCGUGUGAUCCUUUGCUUGUUUUUAAGAGAUGACGUAUUUUGUUGAAAAGUAUGUAUAGAUCCCAAGCAAUAUCGGAAACUUUCCUCCUUUCGUUGGUGUUUUGACUUGGUUCCUAAUACAAUAGUGUUUAUAUUUCUAUUAGCUUGUAAAUAUGGACUGUGGAUGGUGCACUGAGUCUUCACUGUACGGGCUGCUCCUCCUCCAACAUCACCACCUCUAUUGCCCUCUAUUUUUUUUUUCUUUUUAGCAAAGGUGACUUUCUGGCAGUGUAUUUUUCUGUAUUUGGUGGUGGGUCACUCGGGCUCUUGGACCUGGACUUGCCCCCAAAUUGUGUGUGUGCGGUGAAGGCUUCAGCAUCUCACAAAGGAUACUUUCUUUCUACAGCAGAGGACUCAAAACACGGACAAAACAAGCCACUUGCCUAUUUGUAUCCCAGUCAAACAACACACAUGCAAGCAUAGGACAACGAGAGGCUGGAAUGUACCUGUACCGCAUGGCUCUGAGGGAAGUCACCUAGACACAAGUCUAAUGUGAAGUGUUUUUUUGCAGAGACACUUAAAAUGAACUUUAUGUGAUGAAAGAAAAAAAAAAACCACUGUGAAAUGAAAUUGUACUGUUAUUGUUGGCUUACCUGUGUGCUCAGCAAUCUCAGCCCCAAAUUAUCUUGUAACUUAAAAGGAAAUGGAGAAUUCUACUCUAAUGAAUGUAACAAUGGCUCUCUGUGAAGUUUACAUUGUGUGCCGAAGCAUGUUUCACGUGUAGGUCAAUAGGUGUUGGUACGAGAAAUACAAAUGCUAUUUAAUUU